AUGGCGCCUGAAAUAGAUCAGCAAGUCAAGCCCUUAGCCCCCAAGGCCUACCGGAUCCGCAGCGACGAAGACGAAGCCCUUUACACGCAACAAAGACUCGGCCGGAGAAGAUGCAUCAAGUGUUGUGGCUGCUUCACCGCCCUCUUUCUAAUUCUAGCAGUCGUUAUGUUAGUUCUCUCCUUCACCGUCUUUCACAUCAAAGACCCGAUGAUCAGGAUGAACUCGAUGACACUGCAGCAGUUAGUCGGUGCCGGAGCUUUACAAGCCACAGUCAUAGCUGAUGUUUCUGUGAAAAACCCUAACGCAGUCGCGUUCAGAUAUGGCAACAGCACGACCAUUGUUUAUUAUCGAGGGGAAACGGUGGGUGAGGGUACGAUUCCACAGGGAAAGGCCAAAGCAAGGCGUACCCAAAGGAUGAACAUGACGAUGUAUAUCAUGCUCGACAAGAUUUUGGCUGUUCCGAGCUAUAGAAACGACUCCAGUUCGGGAGCUUUGCCUAUGAGAACCUUUACAAAACUCAGCGGCCGGGUGAAGAUUCUAACGAUAUCAAAGAAAAAUGUGGUGGUGCAGAUGAAUUGCAGCUUCAACUACAAUGUUACGAGCCAAGCGAUCCAAGAUAAGAAAUGUGAUUCAUGUGUUCGUCUCUAG
Juglans microcarpa x Juglans regia is the source of this 648-nucleotide messenger RNA. RefSeq lists its product as uncharacterized. The record is from RefSeq and is a predicted model, not a curated record. The coding region runs from base 1 to 648 and encodes 215 amino acids. The transcript has a single exon. NCBI's taxonomy places the organism in Eukaryota, Viridiplantae, Streptophyta, Magnoliopsida, Fagales, Juglandaceae.